This is a messenger RNA of Olea europaea var. sylvestris, 646 nucleotides long. RefSeq names its product protein terminal ear1 homolog. The record is from RefSeq and is a predicted model, not a curated record. Gene Ontology annotation, molecular function: nucleic acid binding. Bases 9 to 395 code for a protein of 128 amino acids. The transcript has 3 exons. Lineage: Eukaryota; Viridiplantae; Streptophyta; Magnoliopsida; Lamiales; Oleaceae.
AUGAUUUGAUGGAUUUUCUUGACUGGUGUUGCCGGGAGUACUCUUUGCAGUAUGAUUUCUUGUACUUACCUAUGGACUUCAGGACAAUGAAGAAUUUGGGAUAUGGUUUUGUAAACUUCACAACUGCAUCAGCUGCUCUAAAGAUCAAGAAAAUUCUUGAGAACUACCGAUGGGGUGCGGUUGUAACCAGCCAAGAGAGCUUUUCAUCCAAGAAAAUCUGCGAAAUUACUUGGGCUCAAAUCCAGGGAAAGCAGAAGUUGAUAAGAAGAUUCGAGACCUCGUUUUUUGCUUGUGAUCGAUUGGAUUUCCUACCAGUGAUUAUGGACCCACCUCGAAAUGGUUCAAGUUCGAUGAGUCCUCCAAUGGUUCUUGGAAGAUGCAUAGCAGCAAAAUGAUUGAGAGACUCUUGGAGAUCGGUUGGAAUGGGGUUUUAGGGGUUUGGAUUAUCCAUCUGUUUUUGGAACUAUAAACCGUAGGUGUAUGGGAAUGCAUUCGUGCUUGUGUUUCCAUAUUUCCCUUAGGUUAGGGUUUGAGGUGUUCAAAGUUCUGGGGGUAAUAUGGAAACAUGGCUGUGUUUAAUCAUGGCUGUGUUUAAUGUUGUCUUAAUAUGUACUGUUGUCUUGAUCUGUGUUUAAGAGAAGUUGGU